Cynara cardunculus var. scolymus (artichoke) is the source of this 2138-nucleotide messenger RNA. Its product is annotated as ATP-dependent RNA helicase DEAH11, chloroplastic-like. Gene Ontology annotation, molecular function: nucleic acid binding; RNA-DNA hybrid ribonuclease activity; ubiquitin protein ligase activity. Gene Ontology annotation, biological process: positive regulation of proteasomal ubiquitin-dependent protein catabolic process; ubiquitin-dependent protein catabolic process; protein polyubiquitination. The record is from RefSeq and is a predicted model, not a curated record. The coding region runs from base 247 to 1815 and encodes 522 amino acids. Gene Ontology annotation, cellular component: cytoplasm; ubiquitin ligase complex. The transcript has 4 exons. NCBI's taxonomy places the organism in Eukaryota, Viridiplantae, Streptophyta, Magnoliopsida, Asterales, Asteraceae.
UGAACACCACCAGAUUCCUUUUUCCACAGAAAGAAACCAAAUUUAAUCCCUGAUUUAAGGUUUUUUUUUUGUAUAUUUAAUACAAGUCUUGUGGGUUGCAUAGACACAAUCAACAGUAAUGUCAGAUUAGGGUUCUUGUGGACAUUACUCUGCUCUGCUGUCAAUCAGAUCAUAAACAAUUCCUAUGAAUUUUGACCAAAAUCAUCAUUAUUGGUAUGGGUUCUAGGGUUCCUCAAUAGUUUGAAAAUGGGGGAGAUGACAGUUCUAAGAGAACUGAAACUCGAAGAAGACGAAGACGAGUUUCGAAGUUGCUGUGCAGAUGAGGAGGAUCUGGAUAGGGAAGAAACUGUAAAACAAGGUUUACAUAAUAUCAUUGAUGAUGAUGAUGAAGAAUUUCUGGAUGAGUUUUCGGUCCGAAUGUAUUUCAAGGGUGUGUCCAUUGCAGAUCCUGGAAACAAUGGUUUCGAUGGUUCGGGAAUUGGGGUGGUGAUGGAGAGAGUUAACAAGGUUCCUAUGAUUCAAGUACAGAAGAAACUUGAGUUUUUUGUAGAUGAAUUGGUUGCAGAUUAUUUGGCUUUGAUGGAUGGUUUAUCGGAGGCUACACGAAAUAACAUCAAACGGGUAUUUGCGUUCACCGAUUCUGCGAUCUUAUUUGAUCAGAUUACUACCAAGGGAACACUUGAGAAUCCACUUCUCAUGGCAUUGAAGCAAAGAAUAUUAGAACAUGCUGAAAAUCUUCAACAUUUUGUGCUAAAAUGUGUUCACAAUAUUGAUCUUGAGGAGCCAUUGCGACUCGCUCAAGUGGCAAUCGGAAUUUUUCGUAUUCCUAUCAAGGGCGAUGAGUUGGUGCAAACCUGUUCAAUCUGUUGCGAAGAGAAACCGACACCCAUGACCAUCACCAUGAAAUGCUCACACAAGUUCUGUUCCUGUUGCAUCAAAGCUUAUGUCGAUGAAGAGGUUCAGUUGUCCCGAGUCCCCAUUAGGUGCCCUAGUUUAAAUUGCAGAUAUUACAUUUCCGCCCCUGAGUUUAAGUUGUUUCUUCCGGUUGCCUCUUAUGCAUUGUUAGAGAACGCCCUUUCGGAACCAAAUACGCUUGCGGCAGAUAAAUUUUACUGCCCCUUUUCAGAUUGCGCAGUUCUGCUUGAUCCUCGUUGCAAUUCAAACCAAUCAGAAAAUAAUUGUGUGGAGUGUCCUGUAUGCCAACGAUUUAUAUGUGUGAAAUGCGGGGUGCCUUGGCACUCGUCAAUGAGCUGUGACGAGUUUCAGGAAUGCCCACCACUGGGGAGGGGCGUUGGCGAUGCCGUGGAGAAUAGAAGAUGGAGACAUUGCCAGAUGUGUGAAAGGGUGAUCGAACUAACGCAUGGCUGCCAUCACAUGACAUGCUGGUGUGGGCAUGAGUUCUGUUAUUCUUGUGGUGUCGAAUACAGGGAUGGUGAACAGACAUGCGAGUGUGCAAUGUUGGAUGUUGACGAAAGAGGAGAACAUGACGACUUUACACUUACCCAGAACUUCAAUUCCAGCCCUGUACUUGAGGAAUGGGCAUGGGACUCGUGUGGUUCGCUUUCCAACUUGAUGGAUGCUUACUCGGAUCAAGAAAGAUCACAACUUGCGCUAAUUCAGAGGUUUCUUGCUGGUGGAUUUAGCCUCGGUGACCACCAUACGUACCCGUAUCAAUCUCAGUCCCCACCACACCCGUGCACGGACUCUGGGUCUUCGUAUCUUGACAACACCAUCAAGGACCUCCAUCAGCUCCCUUGGCUCGAGAGGUUUGUUUCUGUGAUUAGCGAUAAUUAUUAUGAUGAAUAUACUCAGUGAAGCAUAUUUUAAGAUUCGGAAAAUAGACAGAAAGAAGCUAAAAGCUUUGUAAACGAAAAAUUGUCGAUAGGAGAGAUGGAGAUCCUCAAUCUCUCUCUCUCCAUAAUCUGUCUUCUAUCGUGUAGGGUAGUUGAAUUCAUGGUUGUAAUCUUCCUCUGGAAGAUUAUCUUUGAUUCCUGUAUACGACAUUGUCCGAUAUGAUCUUUUCCUUUUCCGAAAUAAAGGAUGGAGGUCGAGAACAUUAACAAGAACACAUAACACGAAACUCUUUCUGUGUGCUUCAGAUUCAAGUAUGAAUUUUAAUGAAAAUGGAAGUUUUUCUA